Molecule: messenger RNA, 4470 nt
Organism: Elgaria multicarinata webbii
Lineage: Eukaryota; Metazoa; Chordata; Lepidosauria; Squamata; Anguidae
Gene: ADAP1
Product: ArfGAP with dual PH domains 1
Exons: 11
Coding region: 9-1136 (375 amino acids)
Biological process (GO): positive regulation of GTPase activity
Cellular component (GO): cytoplasm; intracellular membrane-bounded organelle; plasma membrane
Molecular function (GO): GTPase activator activity; phosphatidylinositol bisphosphate binding; phosphatidylinositol-3,4,5-trisphosphate binding
Source: RefSeq, a predicted model, not a curated record
CCCCCACCAUGGCGAAAGAGAGGAGCAAGAAAGCUUUGCUAGCGCUGCUCCAGAAAGAAGGCAACGACAUCUGUGCCGACUGUGAUGCUCCCGAUCCAGACUGGGCCUCCCACACUUUAGGGGUGUUCAUCUGUUUAUAUUGUUCAGGGAACCAUCGCAACAUCCCACAUGUCAGCAAAGUGAAAUCCGUCCGUUUGGAUGAAUGGGACAAUGUGCAAGUUGAGUUCAUGGCUUCAACGGGAAACAGUGCAUCGAAAGCAACGUACGAAUCAAAAAUCCCACCGUUUUAUUACAAGCCAAAUUUUUCCGAUUGCGCGUUGCUACGAGAACAAUGGAUCAGAGCCAAAUAUGAGAGGAAGGAAUUCAUUUACAUUGAGAAGCAAGAGCCUUAUUCUGCAGGGUACCGGGAAGGAUUUCUUUGGAAGAGAGGCCGUGACAACGGGCAGUUCCUGAGCAGGAAGUUUGUCCUUUCAGAACGUGAGGGCGCCCUGAAGUAUUACAACAAAAACGACGCCAAAGAACCCAAAGCAAUUAUGAAGAUCGAGCAUCUAAACGCAACGUUCCAGCCGGCGAAAAUUGGGAACCCGCACGGCCUGCAAAUCACAUACUUGAAAGACAACAGCACGAGGAACAUCUUUGUUUACCAUGAAGAUGGCAAGGAAAUGGUGGACUGGUUCAAUGCUCUCCGCGCCGCCCGCUUCCAUUACUUACAAGUGGCGUUCCCUGGAGCGAGUGACAUUGACCUGGUGCCAAAGCUUACUAGGAACUACCUGAAGGAAGGUUACAUGGAAAAAACUGGGCCAAAGCAAACAGAAGGCUUCAAGAAGCGCUGGUUCACCAUGGACGACAGAAGGCUAAUGUAUUUCAAAGAUCCUCUGGACGCCUUUGCCAGAGGGGAGGUUUUUAUCGGCAGCAAAGAGAACAGCUACACUGUCUUAGAAGGGCUCCCGCUGGCCACCCAGGGUAAUCACUGGCAGCACGGCAUCACCAUCGUCACCCCGGACCGAAAGUUCCUGUUCGCCUGCGAGACGGAGAGCGACCAGCGGGAGUGGAUGACGGCUUUUCAGAAAGUGGUUGGGAGGCCCAUGCUGCCGCAGGAAUACGCAGUGGAAGCCUAUUUCAAGCAUAAACCUUAGCGGCAUCAGGCUGGGCAGAACCAAGACGUGAAAAUCUGUUUACAACACACAAUGACAUUGUUUGUUCUUUGCAAUGCUCACGACAACAAAAUAUUCAGCGACUCACACUGGACUAGGAGAUGGAAGGUGCUAACGACGGCGGUUGUGCCAUGGACGAUGGUUCUGCGGAGCCCAAGUGGACGUUUAGGAAAAAUAAAUGCAUUUCCUAAGCUAGGGGAGAUGCCGUUUUUUAUCUCUCGGGCCGUUUGAGGCACUUCUCUUGGGGACGUUGACUUUGCACAUUCAUCCUGCGCGUCUCCUCGCUCUAUUAGGUAAGGAAUUGUCCCGAAGACUGAGCAUGCCGUUGGCGCGGGGGGCAGAGAAGGUCUCUCCCAUGCUGCUGUUCUUGCCCUUUCCUCUUGGCUAAACUGUAAGGAUAACGCACCUUUGCCCGUCAUCCUCUUCAGCGACCGAGGUUAUAUCUUCAGCGGAGGGCAGCCAUUAACAUGACUCCCCUCCCCCCAAAAUCCACCAGUAAUGAACAGCGUUAAUUCAUUAGCAUUUGACUCUGCAAUCUGUGACUGUGUCAACCAGAAAGGAGUAUGUCGCUGAAAAAGUGAACCACCAUCUUGUUUUCAUAACCCAGGAAGCCAUCACUUAAUAAAAUUGUUUUGCUAGCCACUAAUACUCAUUUUGGGCCGGGAAGGGGGGAAGUAUAGAAUCACAGAACAUGGAUGGGCUCGCGUGGAAGGAAGCUUGACGCUUCAGCCUCUCCAUUGGAUCCCAUAGAGCUUAAAAGUGCUUAACUUGGGCUGAGUCGUGUCCCCAUGCAUUGGAAUUACCAGCUCACUGGGUUAUUGCAGUGGUCCGUGAAUGGGGAAAUGGAUGCAGACUUACCCUGCAGGCAUGAAAACAGCCAUAGGGCUGGAGAGUCAUUUCCAAAGUCUCUUCUAUGCUUCUGCAUUGUAACAUGGAACUGACCUUAUCACAUCAGCAAAGCCCAUUGUUCUGAGAAAAUUGGGAGGCGGGGGGGGGGGGGGAAUAGGGCUUCGGCCACUGGAAGGGAGAACUCACUGAAGGUGAUCUGUUAGAAAUGGAUUAACCCUUUCCAAAGAGAGCCUCGGCUGAUGGGCAGUAUAAAAAUGUAAUAAAUAAUUAAAAAAAAAAAAGUGCAUGAGGCCACUCUGAGACCAAUUUUGGCUAAGCAAGAGGCCUUGUGCAGUUUUUCAUGUAUCACCUGAUUGCUGAACCAGCCUUCCUCAACCUGGUUCUCUCCAGGGUGUGUCAGACUACAAUGCCUAUAGCUGCUUGGGGAUUCUGGGAAUUGUAGUCCAACACAGCCAUAGGGCAACAGGUUGGGUAAAGGUACCCUAAACUCUGUGGAGUAGCAGCAGUCCCAGAACGCCCAGUAAAUAGGGCAAGAGAGGGACCCAUCCGUGGGCACCUUUAACCGAAGAGACCGGGGUGAGCAGACAGGGGGUGGCCCAGAUUUCACUGCCCAGUCGACUCGUAAGCCAAGCUGCGUGGCAACUGCCACAUUAUUCUGGAACUAUAUGUGCAAAUUAUAUAAAAUUUAGCAUCUGCGUCUUUCAAGCACGGGCCAGAAUGAUCCUAGUUCAGACUAAGGGGACGGCAAAGGUGGUGCCGUGUCUUCGGUUGAAGGCUUCCUCCAACCUCCACACCUAUUGUCCUCAAAGCCACUGGCCCGCCUUUCCGUGCAUCUGCCACUUUUUUUGACAAGCACACCGCUGCCAUGAUGUUGGAGAAUGUUGCGCCCCAUCUUGGUAGUAAACUCGGACGAGUCGCCACCCGUAGUUCGGAUUUUUGUACGAUUUCGCGAUGUGUGUAGAAAUGUUGCCAGUGAUGGAUUUUGGUGUUGUUGUUUUUUGCGAGAGAGCAAAUACGUCCGCGUGAAUUCUAACGAAGUAGAAGAAAUUAGCUAUUCCCAAAUAGAUUUUUUUUAAAAAAAUGCAUAUGCUCAAUUUGAGCGUGAUGUAUCAUUAGCCUGUCUGAAAGCCCGGAGAUGAGCCUGUGUUGGUGGCAAAGUCCCGCAGAGACAGAAGACACUGAAUAAACACUGUGGGCAUAAUCCAGCAGAGAUUGGGUGAUCUUAUCCUACCUGAAAUCAGCGGUCUCCAAGCGCUCCUGGAAUUUGUGUUGGAUCAAGGCCAAGCAUCAGCCCAGGGUGGAUGAAGGUCUGGCAAAAAUGACAAGUAGCGUGUCAAGAAUCAUAGAAUUGUGGCGUUGGAAGGGACCACAAGGAUCAUCUAGAAUCCCUCUGCAAUGUGCUGGAAAACCAAUAUAGAAUCAUAGAAUUGAGUGUAUUCAAACCCUGGUUUAAACCAGGUGUAAAGAACCUAUGGCCUUCAAGGUGUGGAUGGAGCCCCAACUCCCAUUGGCCUCAGCCAGCAUGACCUCAGGUUUCUGAUAUGGCUCCAAUUGCACACAGGUAAUCACACUCUAUAACCAGGUGACCUCAGGUGGGGAAGUCUACCUGAAUACCCCAUCCCAUCUACAUGCUCUACGCCACUCCAUUGGAUCCCGAUCAUCAUUGCAAUAGGAAUGUAUAUUCAAAUCAGACUCUGCAUUCGCUUCCGGAUGCAGACUUCCGGUCGAAUCAGGAUGACCGUUCACAACUUGCUUGGAGCGUCCAGAUCUCUGAUCCACACAAAGCCAGCCCUACCAUUCGGUAAAGUUAGGCGGCUGCCUCAGGCAGCAGAUGCUGGGGUGGCGAGGCAUGACAUGACAGAGCUGUGCGUGGCCGUCGGUCCGUGCUGCACCUCCUUACCCAGCCUAGCUCUGGUAAAGGAUGCUGUCCAUCGCCCGUGUUGAAAGAAGAUUCCGCUGCUGGUCUGUACGUGGAAGGGUGGUGGUGGAGGAUGCCGUCUCGUCCUGAGCCUCAAAAUCUCUUGGUCCAUCACCAAAUUACCUGUUCCUCUAUACCUGCGUUCAAGUUUAGCCUCGUCUUGUAUUAGGUUGCAUCCUUUCAUCACCUUGGGCAGAGCCUCAAUACGCCAUUUGUUUCUGGCACCAGAAAUCGCCACCUUGGAGGCCCACCUCCUCCUCCGGAGAAAACCAAAAUAAUCUACCGGAAAGUCCCUUCCAAAUGAACGGCACCUGGGCAAAAGCAGCUGAAUGGAUGAGGCUCACACAAUGGGGAUGUCCGUUCCUGCUAGUUUGUGGCGCAGGCAACGUGAUGGAGGUCAAGAGUUUUCCAAACAUCCAAUACCUGAAGCACGUUUGGGAGGAAUGAAUUGGGGAGUGACACUACCGAGGGGACGUUCCGAGUAAUGGAAACCCGGUUUGCCGCCGUUGUCAGGAAAGGUCCUGUUGACAUAGGAAAAGGCCCCCCAAA